AUGUCCGCGAGUAACAGUACAUAUAUUUCCGAUAGCAUCACGUCUGCUAGCCUCUCUCGUUCAAUUCCGUUCGGUAUUUUUACGGGAUUGAUCAUAUUUUCGAUUCCAUGCUAUCUAUUCAUCUUUGUACAAUAUAUCCGCAAAGGACUACUACAAAAGCAAGUUCGCAGUCAUACAAUCCUUGCAGUACUAAUAUGUAGUUUCUUACAGGUAAGUUAUCGUCUGAUUCGUUUCGCUUUAAUCAGUGAAUAUUUCAAGGUAGCAAUUGAAUUACCGAUCAUUCUUUCGUAUUUACAUAACGGUUUUGUUCCUAUUCCAACGGAUUUCUUUUGUAAACUUUGGGCAUGUCUAGAUUAUUCGUUUAAUGUUAUGAUUCUAAUGUUAAUGGCGUUUACAGCAAUCGAAAGAUAUCUGCUUGUCUUUAAACGCGCCUUUUUCAACCAUCACCGACUCAUUCGUCAUUAUAUCCCAAUGAGUUUGUGCAUCCUAUAUCCAAUUGUUCUAUAUAUCUAUUUCAUUUUUUUCUACCCUUGCACAAAUCAAUUUACAUUUACGAUGAUCACUUGCGGCGGGCCGUGUUAUUUCUAUGCGCCAGCAAUCAGCACAUUCGAUCAAUUUACUAACCUUGUUUUUCCCGUAACAGUCAGCACUGUCGUCAGUCUCAUUCUUCUGAGUCGAGUUUUGAAACAAAAACGUCAUAUGCAACAACAACAGAUGUGGAAGAAGAAUCGACGUUUAGUACUACAAUUGCUUUACAUUGUCAUUCUGUACAACCUUGUUUGGCUACCGAUGGUGACUUCUUCGUCGAUUCUGUUAUUUUCCACCGUACCACAACAGAUUCUAAUUGACUUAAGUAUUAAUAUAUUACCAUACGGGAUUUAUGUCGUGGUUUUAUUAUGUCCAUACGUUUCUUUAAUGAGUUUACCUGAACUUUGGCCUUCGUCUGUUGUGAAUAUUUUUCCGAUAGUAAGAACCGUCCAUACAACACAUAUUCCCAACCAUCUACAAAUGAUCCAUACAAACAUCGUAAAUCGGCCAGCUUCAUUUAAAUGCGAUGAUCCAGAUAUUCAUUAG
Molecule: messenger RNA, 1074 nt
Organism: Adineta ricciae
Lineage: Eukaryota; Metazoa; Rotifera; Eurotatoria; Adinetida; Adinetidae
Source: the annotation of a GenBank genome assembly